This is a messenger RNA of Pseudonaja textilis, 6169 nucleotides long. NCBI's taxonomy places the organism in Eukaryota, Metazoa, Chordata, Lepidosauria, Squamata, Elapidae. The record is from RefSeq and is a predicted model, not a curated record.
GGCAGCCCAGCCCAGACUAUGACAGCGUAUCGGCCUGUGCUUGAGAGCUGCGACGUGGGGGGCCUGGACCACACAGGGGGCGAUUACCCCUCUUCAGGAUCCUGGCCCCAGAAUGGCUGCGCCCCACAUGUGGAUGAUGCUUCCCCUUUGCGACCGGCCACCACAACCCCUGCUGUGCCCAAAAUGGGCGUGCGGGCCCGGAUUGCUGACUGGCCCCCCAAAAGAGAAGGGUUGAAGGAUCCAGCUGCCUCCGGUGCUGCCAAGGCCCCAGAGGCCCCGGGCCCCAUGCUGUGGGAGCUUCAGAACGGGCAGCCACCCAGGGAGGCCGCCUUCUCCUCGGGGCCGAGACCUUCCCGGCGCCUGGCCUGGAGGAGGUCCAAGGACACCGAGUUCCAGGAUGGGUGGCCGCACUCUCCCGGCAGGGCAUUCCUGGCACUGAGGAACAGGAGCAACAGUGAGGUCACCCUGAGCGAGUGCGACCUGGAAGCCGCGGUGGAGCUGGCCGGUGGCCUCCCGCUCUUCCGUGAGUACGGCAGCACAUCCUCCAUCGAUGCGCAGGGCCUCUCCGAGCAGAGCUUCUAUGAGAUGCUGAAGGAGUUCCGGAGUGGGAAGGCAGCGACUAGUCAGCGGCAGCGGCUGGUGGAUCCCUUGCACACCGCCAGGAACGCCAAGGCAGAGGCCCGGCCAGAACCGGGGUUGCCCCUUCACCCCAAGGAGAAGCCCCGCAAGAAGGGCCUCCGGGGGGCAGAGGGGGGUGGGGGGGACUCCAUCUUCCGGAAGCUGCGGAGUGGCCGGGCAGAGGGAGACGGCAGCAGGGCCCUGGGGGAGGGGGAGGAGGUGGGCCGGGGCUGGCUGUGCCCGAAGAGCCUGGCCCACUACGACGUCCAGAGCCUGCUCUUUGACCUGAAUGAGGUGAUGGCCAAGCGGGUCUGUGUGGCUCAGCGGAGGAACACCACCACGGGGGCUUCGGCUGCCUCCGCAGGCUCAGCUGCUGCUGCCGUCGGCGGCCUGGCUGGCCUGGAUCCACCCAGCACCUUCUUCAGCCUUGAGGACCUGAACUCCAAGGAGAAUCUGGAGCACGAUCCAGGGGACAACAACAGCAACAGUCUGCUACUCAGCUGCCCUCACUUCCGCAAUGAGAUUGGAGGCGAGGGGGAGCGCAACAUUAGCUUUUCAUCUGCCUCCAUGGGUGGCUGUGGGGAGGGGGGCUUGGUGGAGACAGCCCCUGCCCCUUACUGCACAAACGCCAGCAUCUCUGUGCUCGAGACGCCGCAGGAGCUUCAGCAAAGUCUCAGCCGGUUGAAGCACUACAACAUUGAGCACGUGGACCUGGGUGCCCGGUACUACUGGGACUACUUCUCUGGCAAAGAACAUUUUAACUACUUUGGGGUGGAUGAGAAGCUGGGCCCUGUGGCGGUCAGCAUCAGGCGUGAGAAGCUGGAGGACCAUCGGGAUUACGGGCCUCAGUACCAGUACAGGAUUAUCUUUCGCACCAGCGAGUUGACCACCCUCCGCGGUGCCAUCCUAGAAGAUGCCACGCCCACCACCACCAAGCACGGCACCGUCCGUGGCAUCCCCCUGAAGGACGUGUUGGAGCACGUGGUCCCCCAGCUGAACACGCACUGCCUGCGCCUGGCCCCGACUGCGCCCCAUGUCUCUGAGCAGCUGCGGAAGCUGGACGAGCAAGGACUCUGCUGGAAACAUAAGGUGGGCGUCCUGUACUGCAAGGCCGGCCAGAGCUCAGAGGAGGAGAUGUACAACAACGAGGAGGCUGGCCCAGCCUUUGAGGAGUUCCUGGCCCUGCUGGGGGAGAAGGUCUGCCUGAGGGGCUUCCGCAAAUAUGCCGCGCAGCUGGACACCAAAACGGACUCCACCGGCACCCACUCCCUCUACACGACCUACCAGGGCUACGAGAUCAUGUUCCACGUCUCCACGAUGCUCCCCUACACCCCCAACAACAGGCAGCAGCUGCUGCGGAAGAGACACAUUGGGAACGACAUCGUCACCAUCAUCUUCCAGGAGCCGGGGGCCUUGCCCUUCACCCCCCAGAACGUCCGCUCUCAUUUCCAGCAUGUCUUCGUCAUCGUCUGCGCCCAGAGUCCCUGCACGGAGAGCGUCCGCUACAGUGUGGCAGUGACCCGCUCCAAAGACGUGCCCCCCUUUGGGCCGGCCAUCCCCAGUCCAGCCACCUUCCACAAGUCGGACGUCUUCCGGGAUUUCCUGCUUGCCAAGGUGAUCAACGCCGAGAAUGCUGCCCACAAGUCAGACAAGUUCCAUGCCAUGGCCACGCGCACGCGGCACGAGUACCUGAAAGAUUUGGCCGAGAACAGCAUCACCAGUACCCCCAUCGACUCCACGGGGAAGUUCAACCUGAUCUCCCUGGCCUCUAAGAAGAGGGAGAAGACGAGGGCCCGGGCUGGGGCUGAGCAGCAGAGCGCAGGGGCCCUCGUGUGGCGCGUUCUGGCCCAGGAUUACUCUCAGGGCAUGGAGAUGGAGUGUCUGCUGGGCAUCUCCAAUGAAUUUGUGGCCCUCUUGGACCUGGCCACCAAGGAAGUGGUCUUCAACUGCUUCUGCGCAGACGUGAUCGGCUGGACACCGGACAGCUGCAGCCUCAAAAUUUUCUAUGGACGGGGGGACCAUAUUUUUAUCCGGGCCCCGGAAAAUAAUCCUGAAGAAGUUAAAGAGAUUGUGCAGAGAUUGAGGGUCAUGACCUCUGGUGCCGAGACAGUGGAGAUGACCCUGCGGAGGAAUGGGCUGGGCCAGCUGGGCUUCCACGUGAAGUUUGACGGGACGGUGGCCGAGGUGGAGGACUACGGCUUCGCCUGGCAGGCAGGGCUGCGGCAGGGCAGCCGGCUGGUGGAGAUCUGCAAGGUGGCUGUGGUUACCCUCAGCCACGACCAGAUGAUUGACUGGCUGCGCACCUCCGUCACCGUGAAAGUGGUGGUCAUUCCGCCACACGAGGACGGCGUUCCACGAAGAGGGUGGGCCGAAUCCCUGAAGACGAGUACGAUGGAGCCCCGGGGGGAACCCGAAAGCCUGCCUGGGGGCUACCGGCCUCCGUACCGCAGCAACUCAGCCUGGCAGUGGAGUGGCUCUGCCACCCAUGGCUCCUCCCAGCCCCCCAAAUGGGCUGAGCAGCCAGGGCCUGGCCAGUCUCAGUCCCUCACCAGGACCCCAAAGCAGAGCGUCCUGAACCCUUACCGCCAGGCCCAGCCCCUGCAGGGCAAAAGGCCUGCCAGCUUCCCAGAGACCCCCCGUGUCAUCUCCUCCUCCCAGAGCGGCACAGAGAAGACCCCGUCAUACCGGCAGCCCUCAGGCAGCUUCUCCGUUCCAGGCUCCUCGGGAGGGUCCUUCGCCUGGUACAAGCCCUCCCCAGACAACUCUGUGCACAGGUAUGUGGUCCCCUUGCGGCCUCUGGGGCCUUUUGAGCCGCCCUGCCCCCCCGAGGUGACCCCAAACGGAGGCUCUUCGUCUGGCAGAGAAGGGCUGGCCAGCCAGGAGGGCAGCAUGGAGAGGCCCAAGCUGGAGCUGCUAUGGCACGUGCCGGGGCCCUCCAGGUUCUCCGCAGCUUCCGGGAACAAGCGGUCUGGCCAGGCGGAGCUGCCUGGCAAGGACUCCCCAGACCAGCCCCUCAAGGGCGAGGGGCAGACGUCCAGCAGCAACACGCUCUCCAGCAACGCCUCCAGUGCUCACAGUGAUGACCCAGCCGACCCCGGCGACAGCAUGCCCGAGCUCUGGGCCAAGGGCGGGGUCUCCAGCAACAGCACUAUCGAUGCCAGCGGUGCCACGUCCAUCCGGCGCAACCGAGUGCCUGUGUCCUCGCCCCUCUUUGGCCCUGCCCUCCCCGAAGGCCAUAGCAAGAGGGCGGAGGCAGCCUGGCCCGCUGGCCAUUUGGGCAGGCAGAGCUGGAAUUACUGCCCCAGGGCCUUCGGGAAAGGAACGGGCGGCCCCGCCCGGGCGGGCAACUGCAUUGCCCCAGAGCCCUUCAGGCAGGCCAGCCCCGGUGGCUCCAGGGGGACCUACCCCAUCCAGGUCUACAAGACGCCCCCUGCAGGUGGCUCCCGGGUGGCUCCCGGACCCCAGGCGGGCUCCUCCCAGCUCUCCGCUUCUGUGUCCAAGGCCGCCGCCUCCUCCAAGCAGAGCGGCCGGAGUGCCAGGCCCCAACCGGCCGGGUGGAAGAAGAGCCCCGAGGAGCCCCAGAAAGGAAUUGACGUGAGCACCAGGAAUGUCUUUGGGCAGCCUCGCCUGCGGGCUUCUCUGCGGGACCUUCGCUCCCCACGCAAGGCCCACAAGUCCACCAUUGAGGAUGACCUGAAGAAGCUGAUCAUCAUGGACCCCACCGGGCUGGAGCAGGAGGACCAGCUGGCCCCCCAGAAGACCCUCCAGCGGACCCUCUCGGAUGAAAGCCUGUGCAGCGGCCGGCGAGAGCCCACCUUUGCCAGCAGCGCCUGCUUUGAGCAGCCCCUUUCCAGCGACAUGCUCUUCACCAGCACCCUCCCUGGGCGGAGGCCGGCCAGCAGCGGCCGGGGGGGCUCCUUGGAGAAGGCCACCGUCUCGGCCUCUGAGCUCUCCCUGACCGAGGUGUGCGACCAGCCCCUGCGGCGCCUUGACCCUGCCCUGAUGCCCCUGCCGGACACAGCCGCGGGCCUGGAGUGGUCAAGCUUGGUCAGUGCUGCGAAGGCCUACGAAGUGCAGAGAGCCGUCUCCCUCUUCUCCCUCCAUGAGGCCAUGUUGAGCCCCGAGGCGGCCCCGGCUGGCAGCCCCGGCCUUGGGCACCUGAGCUUGGAGAGGCAGCCAGCGCCACCCACGGCUCCGGUCUUAAGCCAGCAGCCGGCGGACCUGAGCGGCAAGGUCUCCCACCUGGAAGCCAUGUUGAAGCAGCUGCACAGCGACCUGCAGAAGGAGAAGCAGGACAAGGUGGUGCUGCAGGCAGAAGUGGCCACGCUCCGGCAGAGCAACCAGCGGCUGCAGGAGGAGUCCCAGAGCGCCAACGAGCAGCUGCGCAAGUUCGCCCACAUCUUCUCCAGCGCCCUCGACAAAGAGGACCUGUGAGCGCCUGCCUGGGGCCCCCUUGGAGAGUUUGCCGCCUGCGCCCCCCCCCGGCCCCCCGCUGGCCUCGGCCGGAGGGAGGGUCUCUCUCGACACAGGAGGGGCCCUCCAGCCCCCCCAAGGGCCGGUCUGUGUCCAGAGGGCAGCCAAGUUUCUCAGAGCACUUUCUCACAACUAAAUUAUUUUCUAGGGAACGCAGAGCGCCUCAGGAAGGUUAAAGAAAAGGUUUAAAUGUCUACAUUCUUUAUAAAACACUAUAUUUGUAUCAAUGGUACUGUUUGUAAUCUUUUUCAGUUGCAUUUCUGUGCAUGUGACUGAAUCCAGCACCCUUGGUCCCUCUCCAUGGGCAGCAGGGCCGGGACCCUCUGCUGGCACAAAGCCAUAGAGGCCCAGGGGAAGGACCCCCCCCCGGGCCCUCCUGGGUGCCUGCUCUGGAGCGCAAGGGCUCUCUGAUGCCCCUCCUGGCCCUUGUGCCAGUCCUGUGCUGGGCUGGGCCGGGUGCGUCGUUGUCUCCACUAUGCUCAGGCCCCCGAAGGGGGUGUCCUGCUCGGGUGAGGCCUGGACCGCACAUGCUUCACGUGGCAAAACCAGCAUACAAUCUAUGCGAAGCCCACUCUGGUCCAGACCUGCCAGGGGUCAGCCUGACCCCCCCCCCCUUCCACCUGCCAGGGUUUCAGGGAACAGGCUGCGGCCUCCCUCCCCACCUUCCACUCUCGCCUUAAUGCCACAGGUGGGCAGAGGGCUCCUGUCCCCCCUUGGCCCCCCAGUGCGGGGAAGCCCAUCUCUGGGUGGGGUCAUGGGGAGAUCCGUGCCAGCCCCCCCACCCUUUCUCCUGGGCUCACCACCCCAGCAACCUUUCUAGUUUGUUUUUUAAAAAUUUUUGUAGUGGGACCUCACUGGAAUUUGCAUCCUAAGGAUCCCCCCCCCCACCUGGUGUCUGGCCUGGGACGGUCGGCCCGAUGCUCUCCUGCAGCUCUCAUGUCUAUCGGUUGUAUUACGUGUUCGUUUUUAAUUUUAUAAGGUUCUUUGCAGAUCAAAUCUGUAUUAUUUAAUUCUGCUCUGUCUUAAAGCUGCUGAUGGAGAGAACCAUCAGUUUUUGUAAAAUAAAUUCUCUAGUACU